This is a messenger RNA of Asparagus officinalis (garden asparagus), 1678 nucleotides long. Its product is annotated as cyclin-D4-1-like. The transcript has 6 exons. Gene Ontology annotation, cellular component: cyclin-dependent protein kinase holoenzyme complex; nucleus; cytoplasm. Lineage: Eukaryota; Viridiplantae; Streptophyta; Magnoliopsida; Asparagales; Asparagaceae. The record is from RefSeq and is a predicted model, not a curated record. Gene Ontology annotation, molecular function: cyclin-dependent protein serine/threonine kinase regulator activity. The coding region runs from base 373 to 1410 and encodes 345 amino acids. Gene Ontology annotation, biological process: regulation of cyclin-dependent protein serine/threonine kinase activity; mitotic cell cycle phase transition.
CCCAUCAAAACCCCAAAAGCCCAAAAGACUUCCCAAAACCCCCAAGCAAACACAUAUGCAAAAGAACGAAAAAUUUUAUACAGAAGGCAAAGUGCAAAACAGUGAAUUUUUUUAUCAUUUUCUUCUCCUUUUUCAUCCCUAUUUGUCCCUAUUUUUGCCAGCCAUGAGCCUCAUUCUUGCUACAGUGCCUCUCCAUUGAAAGCUCUUAACAAGGCAAAGCUCUUCCUUUCUCUUCCUCUUGCAUUCUAUGAAGAGACCUAUUUGAGAGGGAGAGGAAGAGGAAGAGGAAGAGGAGCUACAAACCCAUCAAAAAUACUUCUUUUAUUACCUGAAAUCCUUAUCAAAAUCUGAACUUUUACAUUCUUGGGAGAAAUGGGUUUGAGCUAUGAAACUGCGUCUUCUAUCCUCCUCUGUGCUGAGGACAACAACAGCAUCCUCUGCUUUGAGGAUGAGCUAGAGGAAGAUGUCUGGGCUCCUCAGCAGCAAAGGAGUGAUCUUUAUGAAGAUUUCUUGAUGGGUUUUCCACUGCAAUCUGAUGAGUGCUUGGAUUUGAUGAUAAAGACAGAGGCUGAACAUCUUCCAAGAGAAGAUUAUGGGAAGAGAUUGAUCACUGGGGCCUUGGAUUUGUCAAUCAGAAGAGAUGCCAUUGACUGGAUUUGGAAAGCUCAUGCCCACUACAGUUUUGGACCAUUGAGCGCUUAUCUCUCUGUGAAUUACUUGGAUAGAUUCCUCUCAGCUUAUGAACUUCCACAAGGAAAGACUUGGAUGUCUCAGUUACUCUCUGUGGCUUGUUUGUCUUUGGCUGCCAAGAUGGAAGAAACUGAAGUCCCUCUAUUGCUUGAUUUACAGGUUAGCGAAUCAAAAUAUGUUUUUGAAGCUAGGACUAUUCAAAGAAUGGAGCUUCUUGUUCUGAGCACUCUCAAAUGGAGGAUGCAAGCAGUCACCCCUUUCUCUUUCAUAGACUACUUCCUUCACAAAUUCAAUGAUGGCAAUUCCCCAUCCAAGCCAUUGAUCUCUCGUGCAGCUCAGCUAAUAUUGAGCACAGCUAGAGGGAUCGAGUUUUUAGCAUUCAGGCCUUCUGAGAUUGCAGCAGCAGUUGCAAUGUCAGUAUUGGGAGAAACCCAAAUGGUGGAUAUUGAAAAGUUUGCAUCCUUUUGCAACAAUGUAGACAAGGCGAAAUUGUUGAGAUGCUAUGAAGUUAUACAAGAGGUGAUAUUUAUGAAGAGUAUGGGCCUAAAGAAUGCAAGUAGUCCGUCAAGUUCCUCUGCGCUGAGCCCAACCGGGGUUCUUGAUGCUGGAUGCUGCUUGAGCCAUAACAGUGAGGAAAGGGCUACUGAUACUCAUGAAAAUUCUCACAAUAGCUCACCUGCUAGCAAGAGGAGGAAAAUAAGCAGGCAUUUUGUUUCAUGAGCUAGUACAAAGAUUUGCAUUGUUCAGUUUAGUUUGGUUAGUGGGAGUUUUGGUGUGGACUGAAAUUAAAGAAGAAAAAUACCAAAAAAAAAAAAGAGGAAUAACCAGUUGCUCAUGCUUUCAAGAUGUUGAAGCACGCACCAGUUGUUUUUGUUCUUUUAUUUUUGUUUUCCUUGUGACAAGAAAUUAACUUUAAAAAAAAGAGAGGAGAGAAUUAGGAGAGGACGGGUUCCUUCAUUUAUAAAGGUAUUCAUUAUAAUUGCCAUUA